Molecule: messenger RNA, 1579 nt
Organism: Ambispora leptoticha
Lineage: Eukaryota; Fungi; Glomeromycota; Glomeromycetes; Archaeosporales; Ambisporaceae
Source: the annotation of a GenBank genome assembly
AAAUACUAUUGCUGAUGAAAUCUGGAAUUCUCUUCGAAAACUGGCAAAUUCUAAAGGGAAUGUUAUAUCAUUCGAAAGAUUAAUUGAUGGGGCGCUGGAAAAAGAAUACGAAAAUGUACCUGAUGUUCUUAGUCGAUUCCGAAAUAGAGAUACCAAAAAUAUUGAUGCCAAAAAAAGCUGGAUCUCGAAAGUGUAUUUUUGGUCAAACAAAAAUCAUGAAAUAGAAAAGGAAAUCACGAAAAUCGAGGAAGUACUUGGAGGACUUGGGCAAGUCAUAUUGAAGGAAAAAAAUAUGGAUCAUUUUGAGACUUGGAUGGUACGUGAAUUGAAAAAAAAAGUAAGUGACACAAUAACAGAUCAUAAGUCUAAGUUCAAUCGGAAAGAUAAAGAUUUACCUUUUACUAAAUGGGACGCUCACUUGUUUGCCCUGGGGAAAUUUUACGAAGAAAUGGAAAAAGUUCAAGAGGAAUGGGACAAAAGAAAUAAACCACUUUUGAUACUUGAACAAAAGCAACAUAAAUACAAAGACUUGAUUAAUCAUCGACUUUUACAUGGUUUCUCAUUUGCUUCCGAAGGAAAAAUUAUUGCUAAAUGUCUGCUUCAAGCGAUCAAACAGAAAGCAAUGAACGCAGGAACUUAUGAAAGAAAACAAGCGGUACUUAAUUUGAGUUGGACGACGGACAGUAAGCUAGUGCGGCUCAAGUACUUUGAAAAAUUGGCUAAGGAGGUUCAAAAUGGAGAAUUUGUUAAUGCAGUCGAAUACUUCAUGCAUCCUAAAUACCAUAUAGAAACAUGGUUUAAACAGAUUGUUGAUGAAAAUCCAAAUAAAGCGCAAAGCGUAUACGAAAAAACUCUUGAAGCCGAAUCUGAACAGGUCAUUCUCAAAGUUGGUAAUUGUCAAAAUAUUGAGGAAAUUAAAAAUUUUGUUAAACACUAUUUGGCUCAAGUUGAAGGCGUUGAAUACAAAAUGGAUCAAAAUAUUAGUGAAAUGAGUGAGACGAGUGAGGCGGACUUCGAGAUGCUAUAUACUAGUUUGGUAAAAGGGCUGAAAGAUGAAGAUAAAUGGAAUAAAGUUAAAUCUAAUUCUGUAACAUUUUGCGAGCCGUCUAAAGAUGAUAAUGUAAUGAAAAGACUUGGAUGUACGGAAAACUGUUUUUGGUGUGGGGCUCUAUGUUGGGGAGGUCGCGGUCACGAUGAAAAUGAAUGCGAUACAAAAAGGCAUCAUACAUGUCAUCAGUCGCGUGGCCUAAUUGGAACACAUAAUAAAAAGAGCAAGCAUUUAAUUGCGAGACCAUGCCAUAAUACCCUUGAUGAUACUUUGGUUACAUUUGGAAAUCAUGAGGAUAUAAAAUGGAGCGAGGCAAAGAACAAACAUUUUAAUGAUUGGUUGUUCACUAGACAUUGCGACACCCAAUUCAAUAAUCUGAUGUGUUGGUUCUUUGAAAAAUUGCACAAGAAACUAGCAGAAAAAUAUGAGCUUAAGCCAGCAUUAGAAGAUGAUUUGCAAAAGAACAAUUGCGUAAACUUAGAUUAUCAACGAAUUUUGUCCAAGCUCCAGUUAGAACUCGGUAAAAACUGA